CCUCUCUGUCUUCUUUAUUGGUAAUCUUGUGAAUCUGCUACAAGCGAGAAUGUGAUACAAAUCAAUGGAUUCCACGCGAAGUUCUCUGAGUUGGAGUUCUUUGACAAUCUCAGAGAAAAUUUGUGCUUCAUUUUUCCCCAUUAUUGCACUCAUUGAAGCUUGUAUUUAUGCUGUUUCUGGCUGCUUCGAAUGUCAUUACCCUCCAAAGAACAAGUUUAAUUACGACUACGCGGACCUUGCUCGACUUGCCGGUGAAUCUCGAUUUAAUGUGAAUGAAGUGGAAGCAUUACACGAGUUGUUUAAGAAGUUGAGUUGUUCAAUUAUCGAUGAUGGUUUGAUACAUAAGGAAGAGCUUCAGCUAGCCUUAUUUCAAACUCCAUGUGGUGAGAAUCUCUUUUUGGACCGGGUUUUUGAUCUUUUUGAUGAAAAGCAGAAUGGAGUCAUUGAGUUUGAGGAAUUUAUCCAUGCACUUAAUAUCUUCCAUCCAUAUGCACCAAUAGACGACAAAAUAGACUUUGCCUUUAGGUUGUAUGAUUUACGACAAACUGGGUUCAUUGAACGAGAAGAAGUUAAGCAAAUGGUAAUUGCAAUUCUGAUGGAAUCCGAAAUGAGGCUAUCUGAUGAACUGGUCGAGGAAAUUAUUGAUAAGACAUUUGCUGAUGCCGAUGCUGAUGGGGAUGGCAAGAUUGAUAAGAAGGACUGGAAAGAGUUCGUUAUUAGAUACCCGUCAUUGCUGAAGAACAUGACUCUGCCCUAUUUGAAGGACAUCACUACUUCAUUCCCAAGUUUUGUCUUCCAUACACAGGUUGAAGACUCGGAGAAAACCUAUUUGUUGUGACAAGUUGUGUACUAGCCAUAGCAUGGAGAUAUGAUUGGCGCUUGGAAUUCCGUUAAUCUGGCUAAAUGGUUUGUGCCAUCGCUAGCAAUGUCCUCCAUUAUAACAGGACAUGUUGGUCAUCAAGUCUAAAGCAGCAGCCAGCAGCUUUUC
Messenger RNA from Solanum verrucosum, 988 nucleotides. RefSeq names its product calcineurin B-like protein 10. Lineage: Eukaryota; Viridiplantae; Streptophyta; Magnoliopsida; Solanales; Solanaceae. The record is from RefSeq and is a predicted model, not a curated record. The transcript is spliced from 9 exons. Gene Ontology annotation, molecular function: kinase binding; calcium ion binding. Bases 65 to 838 code for a protein of 257 amino acids. Gene Ontology annotation, biological process: calcium-mediated signaling.